AUGUUUGGGGCAAAUUCGAGAGGCCGUUGGCUGAACUGGGCCAUCACGGCCGCCUCUUGCCAAGGCUUCCUCCUCCUGGGCUACGAUCAGGGUGUCAUGAGCGGCAUCAUCGGGGCGAACAAUCGGUUCGGAAACGACUUCAACAACCCAGACGCGAAUAUGCAAGGCCUCAUCGUCUCCAUAUACGACAUUGGAUGCGCCUUUGGCUCGCUACUGUCCUUCUUCUUUGCCGAGAACUACGGCAGAAAGAACAUGAUCAUUGCUGGCGGAAGCACUAUGAUUAUAGGGACCAUCAUCCUCGCCUCAUCAACAACCAUCGCCCAGCUGCUGGUCGGACGCAUCGUAACCGGAAUCGGCAACGGCUUCAACAGCUCCAACAUCCCAGCCUACCAGUCCGAGCUCGCCAAGCCAGCGAAUCGAGGCCAACUCCUUAGUGCCCAAGGCACCGUCACCAUCGUCGGCCUCUGUAUCGCCUACUGGGUGGAUUUUGCCCUGUCCUAUGUCUCCGGUCCCGUCCAGUGGCGGUUUCCAAUCGCCUUCCAAGGCUUCUUCGCCAUCUGUCUGGUUCUACAAAUGCUGCCCCUCCCAGAGACGCCCCGUUUUCUGAUCGAGAAAGACCGCACGAGAGAAGCAGCCGACGUGCUCUCGCGGCUUGAUGAUGCGGCCGUUGAUGACCCCGAAGUCGUCGAGACGGUGCGCACGAUCCAGACGUCCAUUGAGAAGGAGACACGCGGUGGGCCGUUCCAGUAUAAGGAACUAAUCACAGGUGGACCGCUUGGUAAUUUCCGGCGUAUAUGCCUGUGCCUGGCAGUCAACGUCAUGCAACAAUGGACUGGAUCUAAUUUUAUCAACUACUGGGCGCCGACGGUCUACGAACAGAACAUGGGCAUGACGCGGACUAUGUCGCUUAUCCUUGGAGGCUGUACGUCGCUGACGUACCUCGUCGGCAGCUUCAUCCCGCUUUGGACUGUCGACAGAUUCGGCCGCCGCGCUCUCCUCAUGUUCAGCGCCGCGGGGCUGUGUCUCUGCUUCUCGCUCGCCAGCAUCCUGCUGUCGACGGGCACGCGACCCGCGGCCUACGGCGCCACCGCCAUGGUCUUCCUGUUCCAAAUCUUCCUCGGCAUCGGCUGGCUGCCCAUCCCCUGGUUUUACCCUUCGGAGGUGACGACCACGCGCAUCCGCUCCAAAGGCCAGGCUCUCGGCUCCUUCAUAAACUGGAUGUGCGUCUUCGCCGUCGUCCAAAUCACCCCCAUCGCCACGCAAAACAUCCAGUGGCGCACCUUCGUCAUCUUCGCCGUCUUCUGCGCCCUCUGGGUCCCCAUCGUCUACUGCUUCUUCCCCGAGACCAACGGCCUCGAGCUCGAGGACCUCGACUACCUCUUCGUCAACGGCGGCGUCACCGGCGGCGUGUGGGGCGCCAAGGGCGGCCGCACCGUGCACAGGCGGACCGGCAGGGAGGAGGCUGGCAUCGAGGGCGGCUUCGGUGGCGGUGAUGUUAAGAGUCCCGAGGCUAAGAUGGUGGUGGAGGAGGAGGAGGAGAUGGGGGCGGCGGCGGCGCCAGCGGAUGAUGUGGCGAGAGAUGAGGUGAAGGCUUGA
This is a messenger RNA of Diplodia corticola, 1596 nucleotides long. Its product is annotated as general substrate transporter. Gene Ontology annotation, molecular function: carbohydrate:proton symporter activity. The transcript has 7 exons. The coding region runs from base 1 to 1596 and encodes 531 amino acids. NCBI's taxonomy places the organism in Eukaryota, Fungi, Ascomycota, Dothideomycetes, Botryosphaeriales, Botryosphaeriaceae. The record is from RefSeq and is a predicted model, not a curated record. Gene Ontology annotation, biological process: carbohydrate transport; transmembrane transport. Gene Ontology annotation, cellular component: membrane.